This is a messenger RNA of Vespula pensylvanica (western yellowjacket), 5578 nucleotides long. Its product is annotated as zinc transporter foi-like. NCBI's taxonomy places the organism in Eukaryota, Metazoa, Arthropoda, Insecta, Hymenoptera, Vespidae. Gene Ontology annotation, molecular function: zinc ion transmembrane transporter activity. The record is from RefSeq and is a predicted model, not a curated record. The coding region runs from base 832 to 3153 and encodes 773 amino acids. Gene Ontology annotation, biological process: intracellular zinc ion homeostasis; zinc ion import across plasma membrane. The transcript is spliced from 12 exons. Gene Ontology annotation, cellular component: membrane.
CAAUCAAUGAAUGCAUCCUAAUGCAUUUCCAGAGCUAAAGCAGAUUAAGCUGAAGAAAUUCAUUGGUUGCUUUCAGUCAAGCGAUCAAAAGACAAUCAUUGUAGCAUAGGGACAGAUCGAAGAACGAGAAAGUAGAAUCAAGAGUGUACUGAUUGCGAGGCGAAGAAAGAGAGAAAAGGAAGUGGUGGCAGUAGUGUAGUAUGGUGGGGUAGUGGUGGUGGUGGUGUUUGCCCUGACCGACUGGUUAUUCUAUAUACCUAACUAGUACGCCUUCGGACUUCGCUAGCUUUCCGUCUGUUACGGGAAGGGUGCGUGUCGGUCACGAUUAACAUAUGCCAUUCCGUAGCGGGAAUUUUGUCUCCAGCCUACGGAUAGUAGAGGUAAAGCUUUAUGAUAAGAGAAUAAAAAGAGAAGAGGAAAGAACAGACGGCAUGCUUUCCUCACGCAAUGUUCACGCAAAGUGGUAAUAACGCGCGCGCGAGACGCGCGACUCGAGUAAAUCAAGAGAGUAGUACGAACAAAAGUUGUGACCCCACGCUCGGCUAGUGCUCCUAUACUUUUUCACCUAUUUUAAAGGCAAGCAGCUUGGAGACUGUCGUUUUUCUAACCUAAAUUCAAUCAUUCGUGUCGUACGAUGAAAUCGCAUUCGAUAUCGAUGUCGAUGCUGAUGUCAAUGCCGGUACCGGUGUCGCCGGUAUUUUAUCGAGCUCGGCUUCCCUAUUCGAAGAAGGAGGAGAAAAAGAGAGGGCAAGAGUGCGCUCGCGCGAGUAUUCCCCUUUCUCUCUCUUUCUUUCCAUGCCAUUUUUUUGACAGCUAAAAAUACAAUUUUUGAUGGACCAACCGACCGAAUACUUCAAUAUGUCUCAUCACUUUGUUACUGUAUGUGUAGUAUGUGUAUUAUGUGCUGCACAUACUCCAUGCUCAGCGCACACUGACUUCAAAAUGGCAGAUGCAAUAUCCUAUGACAUUGCAAAUCAUGAAAAUAUACCUAAUUCUAAGAACGAACUAUUAACGUCUGAAUUAAGAUCAAAGCAAUUAAUGCAACUUAAAGAUCACUUAAAGAUAAAAACAAAUACAUUGGAUCAAAUAAAACAUGACAUUAAAAAAUACAUUGAUACGCAAGAAAUUAAUAACAGUAAACAUAUAAUUACUAAAGUUGUGCCAGCUGCUGUUGAUAAAUCUUAUUCCGAAAAGAAAGUUUUGGAAAAAAAAAAGAUUAUUAAAAAUAGUCAAGAAUCACAUAAGAAUGAUACGAACAUAUUAUUGAAAAAUGAUUUGGAAGUUUUAGAAAGACUUGGACAAAUUGAACUAAUGAUUCAUGAGAAACAAGGAUUCAAGUAUUUUACUAACGAUCAUAGUAAAGAAUCUAGGCUUAGAAAAAGAAGAAGUAUAGAUGUCAAUGAAAAAUACUUCAUGAAAAAAAUUUUUGAAGCCUAUGGUGAUGGUAAAAGUAUGACAAUAGAAGGUUUUGAAAAGCUGUUAAGGAAGUUAGGUUUAUUAACACUUUUGACUGAUAUCUCUAAACUAGAGGGUCACAAAAUGGGAAUUAAUCGAUCCGAAAAUCAAUUAGAGAGUAAAACUUUGCAACAUAAUGGCCUACAUGAUAAGAAUGGAAUUAAAAAAGAAAGGUGCUUAAGCGGUAAAGAAUUGCUAAAUACAGUUGCACAAGGUAGCCCAUAUAACUCAAAAAAUAAUGAUACGACAUUACCAAGCUGGCUUUUCGAACGUGUUUGCCCAGUUCUCAUUUAUCAAUUGGCAGGAGAAUCAAGUUUAGAAAGAAAUGGAUGUGUUCUAGUACCAGAAAGUUACAAAGUUGUUACAGAUGAUAUUGAUUAUCGUCCAGAAGAAAUAACUCGUAACAUGUUUCAAGUAUGGUUGUAUUCAACGAUUAGCAUUUUAAUUAUCAGUCUUUGUGGAUUGCUUGGUGUAGCAGUAAUACCUGUAAUGGGAAAAAUUUAUUAUCAUCAAUUAUUACAAUUCUUAGUUGCUCUUGCUGUGGGAACAUUAUGUGGUGAUGCUCUUAUACAUUUGUUACCACAUGCAAUGAUGUCACCAAUGACACAUAAUCAUGAACAUAGCCAGAUUCAUGAAAGUCAUUUUAUAACAAAUCAUGAAGAACUACAUAAUUUAAAUAUGUGGAAGGGUUUUGUAGCUAUGAUUGGUCUAGUGUUGUUCUUUUUUACUGAGAAAGCUUUAACAGUUUUAGCAGAAUGGAGAAAACAUCGUCAACGUCGUAACAAAUUACCAUCACGUGUGAGAGUUAUGAGGGAGUCUGAUGGUCCUAACAGUAAUGUUGUUGGUGAAAAACUUUGUAAACAUAAAUAUUCUUCAUAUCCAUAUUGUUAUGGUGAAAUCACAACAGAGACACAAGAUAAUCAUCAUAAUCGACAACAUAAACAAGAUAAACCACCCGUUAUCGAUGAAGAAAAACCAUUAACAGCAAACUGUAAUUCUGUAUCAAAAAUGAUGACAAGUGAUAUCGAGAAAAAAACGACUGACGAUUGGAGGUUGGAUGAUUCCAUUGUAAAUAAUGCAAAAAAGAAUGCAGAUGGUGCUGAUAUACCUUUAAAUGAAUCUGAAAGUUAUACUGUUAUUAUACGCGAGCAUGAGACUAAACAUCAUGGCCAUACACAUUCUCAUGGUCAUGUACAUUCUGCACCAGAGUCAAUGUCAAGUGUUGCUUGGAUGGUAGUAAUGGGAGAUGGCCUACAUAAUUUUACUGAUGGCAUGGCCAUAGGUGCAGCUUUUGCAGCAAACAUAGCAGGUGGAUUUUCUACAGCUAUUGCUGUUUUUUGUCAUGAAUUACCUCACGAAUUAGGUGAUUUUGCAGUAUUGUUAAAAGCAGGUAUGAGUGCUAAACAAGCAGUUUUUUAUAAUCUUUUGUCAUCGGUGCUAUGCUUAUUUGGGAUGAUAGUUGGUGUGUUAUUGGGCAGUACACCAGCAGCAACCAGUUGGAUAUUUUCUGCUGCUGCUGGUAUGUUUAUAUAUAUAGCUUUAGUAGAUAUGAUACCAGAGUUAUCUUCGAGUCAUUCUGCAGAACGCAGUUCACACUGGCAAUGUAUGUUACAAGCAUUAGGAUUAUCAUUGGGUCUUGGUAUCAUGCUAAUUAUUGCACUUUAUGAACAUGAUCUUAAACAUAUAUUUAAUGAUUAAAUUAUAUAUAUAUUGGAAGUAUUUUUGAAAAAUGCACAUUUACCAAUGAAGUUUGUUAUUUAUAAUAAAGGAGUCUCUUAUAUUGAUAACUAUAAAAGUAUAGAUAAAAUAAUACAGAAGGUAUGAAGAUAUCAAGAUAAAUACUGCAGCACUAAGAGAAUAACUGAAUAUCUAGAAAACUUAAUUAAUUUAAACACAACGACAAUAUUUGAAGUAUACUUACAAAAUCAAGUAUUCAGAGUAUACUUCUGGUUAUUGAAAUACUGUUCUUAUAGAGAAUGUAUGAUGAAACCUUAUUUUCAGUAAUUAGAUAAAGAACUUUAUAAUAUAUUACCUAGUUCUUUUAUCUGUUACUUUGAUAUUAAAUAAAGUGAUUGUAUAUAAUUGCUGCUAUAAAUUACAUGAUUCAUUUGUUUAUAUGUUGAAAAAUAUCGCGUGUUUAAAUUAAUAUUAAGUAUAUAAUAUUAAAUGAAAGUUGCCUUAGAAUUAAAACUUGCCAUUGUAUGAAUAGACUGCAAGCAUAUAUAAAAAAUAUUAAUGUUAAAGUAAUUAUUCAUUAAACAUUAAAUGCUUUUUAGAUUUAUUUGUGAACACUUUUUAUUACAAAAUUCACUUUCAUUCAAUUCACGACUUUUUUUUAUAUAAGUAAUUUGUUAUUAUCAAUGAAAAAAUACAUUGCUUUGGCGAAUAUUGUCAAACGUAUUAGGCAAUAUAUUUAAUCCGUUUCAAAUAUAAGUAAUUUGUAGAAACCUAUAGCAGCAAUUACAUAAAAAUAUUUAGUUAAGAUGGCUUCCAUUAUUUUGUAAGUGAUCUGAUACUUAAAUCAGAAAUUAGUUUAAACAUUUAUAAAGUAAGAUAGAUAUUUAAAGGUCGCUUAUAAAUUAAAAUAAGUUAUGAUUUAAUUAAUGCUUUUUAAAUCAAUAGAUUAUUCGAUAUUAUACAAAUUUCUAUUUUUUAAGAAAUUAUCUUUUCUACGUAUUAAUUAUACAGAGACAAAUAGACACAACUGCAAUUGUAUUUACUUAUGGUAUUACAGUAACACUGAAUAUUUAUUAUCAUGCCUAUCUUUGCACUUCAAUACAAAUGUUCAGGUGUUUCAUGUAAGAUUUAUAUACUUAAAGAUUCCUAAUUUCAAAUGUUUGCAUUAUGUAUACUUAUCAAAUGAUAUUUAAGAAUAGAAUUAAUUCUACUAUGAACAUAUAUCAAAUUCAAACAAAAUAGAAUUCAAUUAAUCAAUUGAUUUUUAAAUAAUAUUAUCACAUAUAUUCAUAAUUAAAAAAUCGUUUAUCUAUUCAAUUCCAAUGUAAUCAUUUUUCAUUUAUAUGUAUUUCAGUAUCGAAAAAUGAUUUUAUUUUCACUGUCUGGUGCUCGUAUAUAUCAUUAUUAUCAUAUUCUUAUUUUUAUGUAUAAGAUUAUUCUAAUAAAUAAAAAUAAAAUUGGCUUUAGCCAUAAUAGAUUAUCAAUGAUACAAACAAUUAGGUAUGAGAAUUGUAGUAUAAAUAAUCGAAUUAAAUAACGAUGAAAUAAAUAAAAUAAUAUGUUUUAGAAAAUUUUCUACUUUGUGAAGGUAUCAUUCUAGAUUACAUUUCUUUACUAAAUUUUGUGCAGAUGUACCAGAAGAAAAAACUGUGUAUUACCGUAUCAGAAAAUGUAUAGUGUUAUUGUUUAUCUAUCUUCAUACAAAGUAAAAGUUAUGAUACUGAAGAUAUAAUAUUUUGAUAGAUUCAUGUUAUAUCUGAAUUUCAUGAAGAACAGAAUUUUAUAUGUACUCACAUUAAUCAUAUAGUAAGAAUUGAAUAAUUAUCUAUCUUUAUAUAGAAGUAAGAAAAGAGAAGAAAGCAAGCUAUGAUAAUUUAUAUCUACAGGUGAUUAAUUAUCUGAAAUAAUAAAAAAAAAACCUGUAGUAAUAAAUAUGAACAUUUAAAGAUAAACUUAAUACAUCUUAUUGUAUACAUGAUAUUUUACUUUAAAAAUAUACCUUUUUAUUACUUUGAUAAUUUUAAAUAUCCCAUCAAUAAAAAUAAAAAAAAAAAAAAAACUUUCAAGCACUUUCAAUGUUAGAGAAAUUGAAAGUUAACAUUACUAUGCAAAUUUUACUUAAAUUCGAGAGGAUAUAAAUGUGCCACAAUGUUAUUUUAUAAUUAUCAUUAGUAGAUAUAUAAUUAAAUAUAUAACUAUCAUAAAGUUAUACUUAAAAUUUCAAUGAUACACAUGUAUAAGAUAUAUAUUUCUCACUUAUGUUUAUUACUCAUUUAUAAACAUGUAUACCAUUGAAAAAUAUCACACAUUAUAUGUAUCUAUCAACACUGUAAGGUUUAGCAAUUAAAUAAAUUUAAGCACAUAUUGUAUGCGGUCAUAAUUGCUGUGAUACUACCUUUAUUGUAUAGUACUAUUUGUAUAUGAAAUAUGCAUGUGUGUAAACUUA